Molecule: messenger RNA, 2064 nt
Organism: Callorhinus ursinus (northern fur seal)
Lineage: Eukaryota; Metazoa; Chordata; Mammalia; Carnivora; Otariidae
Gene: CIROZ
Product: ciliated left-right organizer protein containing ZP-N domains
Source: RefSeq, a predicted model, not a curated record
AUGCCCCUUCCUAACCAUUCCAUUAAAGUAAGGCUGGGAGGAGAAAUUCUUCCUUCAUUCUCAGAUGUACCUUCUUGUUCCACAGAUAAGGUCAAGUGCUUCUCAGACUACCCAGCCCUGUGGAUCCCCAGGAGCCACAUAGAGAGUUUGAGGAUGGGACUGAGCAGAAUUCUGCACUUGCCAGGGAGGGAACAGUUAUUGGCUGGGUUGGCCUUUGCCUGGGGAGAGAUGCCUAAAGCAAAUUACAGGUUGGAAAUCAGAAUAUUUCAAACAAGGGUGAAAAGGUUGGAGCAGUGAGUCUGCUACAUAAUGAAGUCAGUGAUAACAUCCAGGCUGGGCCAGGAGAGUGUCCACCGUGGGCCCACAUCCGUUCAGACCCCAUGGCUGCUGUCCCUUCGGGGGGAGCUGGGAGCUUUUCUUCAAGAAGCUGGCCUGGUGGGAUUCUAGCUGGGCAUCGAUACCACCCCCAUUACCGUCCAAGGCCCAAGGCAAGACCUGCUUCAGAGGCGGGGGGUGCUGAACCCCUCCAAGGAGCUCCUGCCAGUCCGGCUGGUGAACAGCUCUUAGGCCUGUUCUUUAGAAGCUGCUUGCCUACUGGGGUCAUCCCAGCCAGAGUCGGAGGUCUUGCUUCACAUCCCAAAGCAGAGACUGGGUCUGGUCAAAAAAAGGCUCCCACCCGCACCUGCACAGGGACCCGAAACAGGGACCUUAACUGCCGUGCUGAGGACUGCUCCGUCUCCACCGUUCCCAGGAGAGGAGACCCUUCCUGCAGGAAUUCCAUCUGCUGUCUCUCCCCAGUUCCAAACUGCAGGAUCAGCUGCCGCGGAUGGCCUCUGGGAAGGGCUUUGUCAGAGCUUCGCUCUCGAGCCUUCCGAAGCCCAGUCCAUCACCUGGCCUCCCCACCGCAGUUUCCUCGGAGGGGCCCCAGCCCCACGAGGCAACAUUCCCCAGAGAAAGCGGGGGGCCCCCAAGAGUUCCCAUCUGAGGGCGGCUCCCUUCGAGCUCUCCUGUCUUGUUCACGGCCCCCGGGGCCUUCAGAGCCGGCAAAAGGAGGUGGCGGAUGUCUCCUCUCCUCGGCUGCCUCUCUGGGCGUCCGAACAGUCCGAAGUGUUCCUGGUCUCAAGGCCAUCUGUCACCCUGAGUCUGGGAGCUCUAAGGCCUGAGCAGGGCCCUGCCCAGCCACCCGGAGGGCUCCUCCCGCUGGGAAUGUUGUGGGGGGACGUGGCUGCCAACUAGCCCAGGCGAGAAGGACCUGGCCGCGCUGGCCAGGAGGUCUGGCCUUUGACGAGGCUCUCGAUGACCAGCGUGGAUGAAGAGGCACUGGCUUCCUGAUGUUCCCCCCACCCCGACCCCCAGAUAGCCCCAGGAAACAUCCUCCAUAAUGGAGGCCUCAGGACCAUCAGGGAGGAGGGUAAGGGGCACCUAGACCUGCCAUCCCGACCAAGUCAGGACACGGCGGGGCCGGGACUCAUCCUCCUGCUGGGAAUGGAUAUGCCGCAGUCACUGCUGCCGUCAGCCCUUCUAAGGUGUGGUGGCAGCAGCUAGGCCCAGCACCCGCCUGAGCCCUCGGGGAGGCACAGGGUAGGCCCAGCAACUGCCAGUCGCAGGCAGCCCCUGACGGCUCUUCUGGAGAGUUCACUGGCCUGCACCUCUAAGGAGCCCGCGGCUUCAUCGGAGGGCGGGUAAGAGAGAGCCUGAGGCCUCGAGUCAGCCUGGCCAGUGGAGCAGGCUGAGUGGGGGGCCGCGAACAUGUCCAGCAAAUUCAGAGCCUCAGGCAGCGAGCGGCAAGGCUACGCGGAUCUGGGCACGUGGCCCAGCUCAGCGGACGGCGCAGCUGCAAGCAACCACUUUACGCCUCUCCCCUUGCUCCACUCCACGCUGACUCAAACCCGGGACAAGCUGCGUUUCAUGAGAAAGCUAGAGCCGGGAAGAUCCGGGGUCCUUCUCCUGGACCCCGCGGCUGGAGAAGGGUCGGCCCUGGACCUCGCGAGUUCCUUCGCUCAGCAGCCGGGUCCUGAGAGCGGGGGCUGCAAUGUGGAGAGCGGGCGGCAGGGGGCAGCAUAA